AUGUCCAAGUCCCUCGUCGAGAUAAGCUCCAAGGAGCAGUUCGACAAGACGCUCAAGGGCUCCAAGAUUGUCGUCGCCGACUUCUACGCCGACUGGUGCGCUCCGUGCAAGCAAAUCGCACCCCUCUACCAGACGCUCGCCGAGUCGCUCUCGCGCCCCAACGUCGUCACCUUCACCAAGGUCAACAGCGACAACAACGCCGCCCUCGCCCAGGAAUACGGCGUCACCGCCCUCCCAACCUUCCUGCUCUUCCGCGACGCCAAGGUCACCCAAAAGAUCCAAGGCGCUAACCCCGCCGAACUCAAGAAGGUGGUUCAGGACCUCGCGGCCGAGGUCGAGUCACUUGGCGAGGGCUCCGGCGGAAGCAGCAGCGGAGGCGGCGCUUGGAAGGGCGCCGAGAUUCCUCGAGGCUACAGUGACAUAUCGGACCAGGUCGAGAUCCGCAACUGCGAGCUCCUCAACGCCGACGAAGACGCCGGCCCCGUCAAGGUCCUCUUCACCGAGUCGAGGCCCAGUGCCCUCGACAAGGGGAAGGCGGCUGCCAAGGACAAGGACUGGGUGCAGAGCGGCGCCGACGAUCAGCUACUUCUCUUUGUUCCUUUCCAGGGUUCCGUCAAGCUGCACACACUACAGAUUACCUCUCUCCCGGCCGAUGACCAGGACGACAUCACGAGGCCCGAGGUGAUCCGCCUGUACAUAAACCGCACGCAGAACAUGGACUUUUCCGAGGCGGACGAGACGGAACCCACGCAAGAGAUCACGCUGAAGCCCGAGAACUGGAACAAGGACGGCACGGCAAACGUCAGCCUGCGGUACGUCAAGUUCCAGAAGACGACGACGCUGGUCAUCUACGUCGAAAGAGGCACCGAAGGCGCCGAGGCUGUCCGCAUCGACAGGCUCAAGCUCAUCGGCGAGGCGGGCCCGAAACGCGAGAUGGGUAAGCUGCAAAAGGUGGGCGAGGACGAGUAA
This is a messenger RNA of Purpureocillium lilacinum, 969 nucleotides long. RefSeq lists its product as uncharacterized. Lineage: Eukaryota; Fungi; Ascomycota; Sordariomycetes; Hypocreales; Ophiocordycipitaceae. Gene Ontology annotation, cellular component: cytosol. The record is from RefSeq and is a predicted model, not a curated record. Gene Ontology annotation, molecular function: protein-disulfide reductase activity.